Messenger RNA from Daldinia loculata, 2374 nucleotides. RefSeq lists its product as uncharacterized. The transcript has 3 exons. NCBI's taxonomy places the organism in Eukaryota, Fungi, Ascomycota, Sordariomycetes, Xylariales, Hypoxylaceae. Gene Ontology annotation, cellular component: cytoplasm; ubiquitin ligase complex. The coding region runs from base 370 to 2304 and encodes 644 amino acids. Gene Ontology annotation, molecular function: protein binding. The record is from RefSeq and is a predicted model, not a curated record.
GUCGAACUCUAUUGAAUUGCUAGUUAGAAUUAGUCUUAGCAUCGCUUCAGACCUUUAUCGAUAAGCACAGCUGCAUCUAUGUACGGAUCCGUACGGAUUACUUUUAACGGUUAACCCAUCUUCCACGUGAUAUUCCCGAUUCCCGAUUCCCGUUUCCAUAUCGCCGAUGAUGACAUACAUCUGACUUAUCUAACUUAUCUGGCUUAUCCAAUUGAAUCGAUGGCAUUUUGUACUUGGUCCAAUUGCUACCAGCUACCAAUUCAAUUCAAUUAGCCAUGCAUCACCAGUCAUUAGUUGUAUGGUCGGAGUUAUCGGACUUGACGAUUCUAUGAAAAUUCACUCGAUAUUGUCGUUGUGUUUUGGUCAACCAUGGUUCUUCGAAAGCACGAGCUAGAAGCAAAGCUGAAAGAUGAUAUCGAAUUAGUUCGUAGUGGCGUACUGCGAGAUGAGAAUCCUCUGGACCUUAGCCAGGAGUUUGGCGAGCUCUUAGAAGCAUGUCGAAGAGGUGAUCUGAGGCGAACUCAAGAACUGAUUUCUGCCGGCGUCAAUAUAAACGGUAAAGAUAAGUUCGACUAUACUCCUCUCAUCGUGGCAAGUCUCUGCGGGCAUUAUGAGUUGGUUGAGCUGCUUAUCGAGUCUGGCGCCCUAGCAGAGCGAGACACGUUCCAAGGAGAACGAUGCAUCUAUAAUGCUCUAAAUGACAAGAUCCGGAAUCUGCUGCUGAAAUACGACUACUCGAAGUCUACUGACCCCUUACAGCCAUGGGCCGCCCAUAUCAGCGCACUGCUGACUAGGGAUACGCCGAAGACUUCCGAUAUAACGUUGAUAGCAGCAUCAGAAUCGUUCGAGCUUCAUAAGUUCCUUCUUUCUGCCAGGUCACCAUACUUCCAAAGGAAACUUACGGAGGCGCCCGAGAUAGAGACGUGGAAGCUGCCUCAGUCAAUACCAAUUGAGUCUUUUCAGGUCGUCUUGCGCUAUAUAUACCUCGGUGACAUUCCAAGGGAAUUGGUUGGCACCCGAAGUGGCAGCACUGAUGAGGAGGUCCUAACUGGUAUUGAUAAGAUCAGUAAACAGUUAGAGAUUGAUAAACUUUGGGAAGCUAUCCUCUCGGGCAGUGAUCGGCGAUUAGCGCGACAGAGGCAUCAGGAUGAAGUUAAUCGAGCUCAAGAACAAAUCCAAGGCUUCUUUCAGGAGAAGGUCCUCGGACACAAAAUGGUUGUUGACACCCGGAAGGCUCACGAAGUCAAAUGGCCACACGAUAAUUCUAUAUUUGCGGAUUGUCUCCUGCGAGCUGACGAGGGAGGCGAAGAAGACGAGAAUAUUGAUAAACAAGAAGAAUCGAACGGCAUUCCCAUUGGUCCGGGCGCUGAAUCACGAAAGCAGAAUGGCACUAAGAAAGUUAGGAAAUCCGUUUUAUAUCCUGCGCAUAAGGCCAUGCUCAUUCGUUCGCCAUAUUUCGAGACCAUGUUUUCCAGUCAGUUUCGCGAGGCCCAAGCAUCAGAACACCUACAUAUCAUCAAGAUAGACUGUCAACCCGAGAUCCUCGAACUCAUCCUGACAUUCCUCUAUACCGAGAAAUCUGAAUGUCCUCUUGAGCUCGGCCUCGAUUUACUUUAUGCAUCCGAUAUGUUGUUCCUGGACAAGUUGAAAAACAAGGCUGCGGUCGCCAUUAGCACAUUAGGGAGCGGCAAUAAUAACGUCCUAGUCGAUCGGACGCAUACUCACGAAGGCGACGAAAUUGGCGAAAUAGAGGUCGAGCCUAUUAACGUAUACGAUGUUAUACAUGCCGCCUGGGAUUUGAGGGUUCAGCGAUUAGAAGAGUUCGCUGCUCGGUAUCUCGCGUAUCGGCUAGAAGACUACAUCGACGAGGAAGAGUUUACCGAGCUGAUUCAGGAAAGCGCUUCGAGGCUCAAGACCCGAGAAGAGACGGAUACGAUCGAGUUGCUGGAUGAUAUUCGGUAUUACUUAUCUGAGCGUUUUAGGUUGCGGUUUGAGGACGCCGGGCUAGACGAGAUGAUGGAUGAGAACGGUGAGAUCAGCACAGAGGCGGCGGAAGUGCUAGCCGCGCAAGCAAACGACGUUGCUGCGGAAGACAAGGACGCGAAAGGCAUCGUUGAAGUAGAAAAUCCCGAUUCCAUUUCCGCAAAGGCUGUUAUAGCAGAGGCCUUGACAAGCCCAGAUGGUGUGUUUAGAACCCUUGAUGGAGAGCUCGUCGAAGAUGAGUUUGCGUCCGAUGCUGUCAACUACCAGCUUCUACUACAGAAGAUCGAUAGAAUGCUAGAGAAACUAAAGCUAGACGCGUAGAAACGGGGUUGUAUUAGAUGAAUAGGUAGAGUUUGGACACAUAAUAAUCGAAUCCUGUUGUUUUAGAAAA